This is a messenger RNA of Tachyglossus aculeatus (Australian echidna), 1022 nucleotides long. It is a transcript of the gene DIO3, whose product is annotated as iodothyronine deiodinase 3. The transcript has a single exon. The record is from RefSeq and is a predicted model, not a curated record. Lineage: Eukaryota; Metazoa; Chordata; Mammalia; Monotremata; Tachyglossidae. Gene Ontology annotation, molecular function: thyroxine 5'-deiodinase activity.
GGCCGGCGGACACGGGGAGCCGCCGGGUGGCCGCCACCGCCGCGCCCCCCGCCCCCGACACCAUGCUCCAGUCGCUCCGCCUGCACACGUCGGCGCUCCUGUCCCAGGCGGCCGCCUGCCUGCUCCUGUUCCCCCGGUUCCUGCUGACGGCGCUGAUGCUCUGGCUCCUGGAUUUCCUGUGCAUCCGGAAGAAAGUCCUGCACGGGCCGGGGCCGGGGCCGGGGCCGGGGCCGGGGCCCGGUCCCGGUCCCGGGGAGGCGGGGGAGCGGCAGGGCCCGGAGCCGUCCGCGCCGUCGGAGCCGCCCCCCGACGACCCCCCGGUGCGGGUGUCGGACUCCAACCGGCUGUGCACCCUGGAGUCGCUGAAGGCCGUGUGGCACGGGCAGAAGCUGGACCACUUCAAGUCGGCGCGCGUCGGGGCCCCGGCCCCCAACCCCGUGGUGGUGGCGCCGGACGGGCCCACGCGGCGCCGCCUCCUCGACUUCGCCCGCGGGGCCCGGCCGCUGGUGCUCAACUUCGGCAGCUGCACCUGACCGCCCUUCAUGGUCCGGCUGCGCUCCUUCCAGCGGCUGGCCGCCCGCUUCGUCGACGUGGCCGACUGCCUGCUGGUGUACAUCGAGGAGGCGCACCCCUCCGACGGCUGGGUCAGCUCGGACGCCCCCUACGACAUCCCCAAGCACCGCUGCCUGGGCGACCGGCUGCGCGCCGCGCGCCUCAUGCAGCAGGGGGCGCCCGGCUGCCCGCUGGCCGUCGACACCAUGGACAACGCCGCCAGCGCCGCCUACGGCGCCUACUUCGAGCGCCUCUACAUCGUCCAGGACGCCCGGGUCGUCUAUCAGGGAGGGCGCGGGCCCGAGGGCUACAGGAUCGCCGACCUGCGCCUCUGGCUCGAGCAGUACCGGCUCCGCCUCGGGGGGCCCGGGCCCGUCCUCGACGUGUAAACCCCCCCCACCCACCCCCCGACAGAUCAGUCCGGCAGCCUAAUAAAACAUCAUAAGCCUGAUCAUGAGACAGAGGGACAA